AUGAGCGAGAAGGCAGCCUCUGCCUUCGCCCUACCAUCUGGUGCUCGCCCGCAAGCGCCCUGCGCAUUCGCGCCCCUUUCGACUGUGCCAUCGUCUUCCUCAGCGCGUCGCUUCUCUACUUCAACGCGGCCAUACGUUCGCCCACGCGGACUGCGGAUAUGGAACCUUCUCAAAACGUGGAGUCCAAUCUUAGCUUAUGGUGCCACCUCGCUAGGCUUUGUCCUCGCGAUUGCAUUCUGGAAAACGGAGGUCUUCGAUGGCCUUGAUCACCUUAGUCAUUGGCUGCGCAAGGACGAACAUUAUGGCCAUGCCGUACUGUUCUGUCUUAUCUUUCUCACCACAUUCCCCCCACUCCCGCUCUAUUCAACUCUGAUUACGCUCUCGGGUUACACCUUCGGGGCCUGGACUGGCGCCGUCCUCUCCUACUGCGCUGCCCUUACGGGUGCGAUCGUCGUUUUCAGUCUCUCUCGCGCAUUCCUGCGUGAAUCAAUCGCUCGCUGGCUUACCUGCACACGCCCUCUUGCGCGUGCGGUCCGUGCAGUCGAGAAACGACCCUCAUUGCUCUUCCUCGUUCGCCUUGCGCCUUACCCCUAUAACGUCCUCAACGCGCUUCUGGCUGCCGCACCGACACUCACAUUCCGCACAUAUUUCACGUGUACCGCCAUCUCCCUGAUCAAAGUUAUCGUCCAUACAAACAUCGGUGCUGGUAUCCGCUCGUUCAGCGAACAUGCCAAGGAUACCGAAACUGACGAGGACGAUGGAUGGGGAAAAUACUGGACUUUUGGUGGUAUUGCUCUCUGUAUAGCGCUCUUUGUCUACCUCAGCAUAGUCGCUCGUCGUGCGGUUGAUGAUGAACUCGACGACUGCGACGAUGGUUCCAAUGCCCGUGAUGAAGAACGCGUCGCGCUUAUGACUGAAGACGAAGAGGCUACUACCGGUCUACCCGUGUCAGCGCCGCCUAGUGCACGUCCCUCGUUCUCUAUUCCACGGCCUACGACUGGGGAUGGUCUUGUGUCGGCCCAGUUACUCCCAAGCGGGAUUGUCUUGCCUGUAGAGCACGAAAACAAGAACUCCGAGCUCCUACCUUUGUAG
Coniophora puteana RWD-64-598 SS2 is the source of this 1092-nucleotide messenger RNA. RefSeq lists its product as uncharacterized. The record is from RefSeq and is a predicted model, not a curated record. The transcript is spliced from 3 exons. Gene Ontology annotation, cellular component: Golgi membrane. Gene Ontology annotation, biological process: vesicle-mediated transport; mitotic spindle elongation. Bases 1 to 1092 code for a protein of 363 amino acids. NCBI's taxonomy places the organism in Eukaryota, Fungi, Basidiomycota, Agaricomycetes, Boletales, Coniophoraceae.